Puccinia triticina is the source of this 3312-nucleotide messenger RNA. RefSeq lists its product as uncharacterized. Gene Ontology annotation, biological process: regulation of DNA-templated transcription. Gene Ontology annotation, cellular component: Cdc73/Paf1 complex. The transcript is spliced from 12 exons. The record is from RefSeq and is a predicted model, not a curated record. Lineage: Eukaryota; Fungi; Basidiomycota; Pucciniomycetes; Pucciniales; Pucciniaceae. Gene Ontology annotation, molecular function: RNA polymerase II complex binding. Bases 1 to 3312 code for a protein of 1103 amino acids.
AUGGCGAUGCAAUCCUCCAGUAUCCUAGAAGUCCCCCUGAACAACAAUACUGAAUCACUCGAGCUGGAUCUAGCUGAAUUCUGUGGUGGUGAAGGUUCAGUGGAAGAGAUUGUAGGUAUCUUUCUGCAAGAGAAACUGCCUGCGAAGUUCUGGACCAGAUCUGCGAUGGAAUAUUGGAAACGUGAUUUGAAGGAAGAUGCAAUCUCACUAGCGAACCAAGGACUUCAAGCUCUACGGGAUCAGGACAGGCCUUCCGAAUGUCUCCCGCUACUCUGCCAGCUCGCAACGUAUGCCAUCAAUCUAUCUCGAGGCCUUCCCACCUUCAAGUUGGAGACGCCCGAAUAUGAUACCAUCCCCCCUGCUCAGCCCACUGUUGAUGAGACUCUGGAAAAGGCUGCUCACUAUCUUAAUGAAGCUUCCAAGAUUGACUCCAAGAGCUCUCUUGUUUUGGAUGUCCGAGUUACAUUAUACUUGGCACAGAAAAGUUAUGAUCAGGCUCUUGCGACGUGUGAAGACAUUCUUAAGGAGUGUCCAACUCAUCUACCUGCAUUACUAGGAAAAGCCAGGGUUCUAUUCCAUCGCAAGUUUUUCCGACCAGCAUUAAAGCUGUACCAACAAGUUCUGAAACUUGCCCCUCGUGUGCUACCUGACCCACGAAUCGGCAUUGGAUCUUGUUUCUGGUUCCUGGGUGAUCACAAACUUGCCCGACAAGCUUGGGAAAGAAGUCUUGUAGUGAACCCUGGAAAAGCCUCGCAAGGUGCUCGGCUCCUCCUUGGCUUAUCUCACUUUCAAGCAUCCAAGGAUAUUCACCUGUCCGAUGAAGCUCAAUUUGCCGCGUACCAGAAAGCAAUAGCCGAUGUGCAGGCAGUGUUCAAAAUGGAUCGAAACAAUGCUGCAGCAGCUUCCGUCCUAGCGAGCCACCUUCUCACCGCUAACAAUUGGGCCACAGCUACCAAAAUGGCUGAGCGCGCGGUGCAAUAUGCCAAUACAAGUUCGACAGCACUAGAGGCCCGCUUGGUUCUCGCAAGGGCUUUCCACGCACAAGGCAAACUCAACGAGGCCCUAAGGGAAUAUAGAGCUGCUGCUCCCCCCGAACGUUCCGUCUUGACCGCGAUUCUGGGUGUCGCUCAAAUCUGUGUUGCCCGCAAUGAGGUCAGCAUAGCUAUUAACAUGUUUGAAAACGUCUUGCGGAGACAACCUAAUUGCAUAGAAGCCCUGGCCAACCUAGCUGCACUUCGAACACAUAUGGCUUUCACCACUACCUCUUCGACCGAAGGUAGCUCUGAAAAAACAAAGGCAAAGGAACUGUAUGAGCAAAUCACGCGUUUGUUUGCCACUCGAGUCAAAACUUCAUCGAGGAACCCUGAUGACGAAGGAGUGAUGCCUCCACGGAUUCGAGAAGUUGCCAGUGAUCCGGACCUAUACAUAGAAAUCGCUCGACUGUCGAGUGAUGCAGAUAUAAAUCGCGCCCUCAAAGCCUACCGCCAGUCACUAACGGUACGAGAAGAUUUAGGAAAACCGAUCCCCGCAAUGCUAUUAAAUAAUAUUGGCGUUUUGGAAUGGAAAAAUGGACACCUUGCCGAAGCUCGAGAUAGAAUCGAAAGUGCUUUAGCUGCCACAGCUAGUGCUGUUGUCGGUGACGAGACGGAAAGGGAGAUCAACGAGCGAACGGCUGUUUGUAUGUUGUUCAAUCUUGGGGUAAUUUGUGAACAAGCAAAGGAUAAAGCAAAAGCCAAAGACAUUUACGAACGUAUCUUACUCCGGCAUCCCGAGUAUGUCGACGCCAAAGCCCGCUUGGCUCUUAUGUAUCUUGCAGAGAAGAACUUCGACAAAACCAAUGCUCUCUUAAAAGAAGCUCUAACUUCACAAACGGGAAAUGGUGAACUCCGGGCGCUUUACACUUACUUUUUAAUCGAGUCCAAUCAAGUCAAACAAGCUCGCGAUUUUACCGUUGCCACCCUCAAAGACCACGAUAAAUCGGAUGUCUAUGCCCUAUGUGCAUCAGGUGCUUUACUUUACACUCAAGCCAGAGAAAAUAAAGCCAUUGGACCCGAAGCAAGCUUAGAUCGAGCUAGCAAAUUCUUUCGCUCGACUGAAUUUUUUGAGAAGGCAUUACAACUUGAUUCCCAGUGUGCGUUUGCAGCUCAAGGCCUGGCGAUCGCUCUAGCCGAGCACGUCAUCUCUCCUAGUAAUGUCAACGCACCCAGCUCCAAUGGAACAUUUGCACCCGACGCUAGUAAUGUCAGGGCCAAAAAUAUUCGCGACUCAAUCACCAUUCUGACUAAAGUUAGGGAGGCGCUAAACGAUGGAAGUGUAUAUGUUAACUUGGGACAUUGCCAUUACUUACGAGACGAAUUUGAUCGUGCUAUUGAGAAUUAUUUCACUGCGUCCAAACGAUUUUAUGACGAUAAGAACGUUUUGGUUUUGCUAUAUCUCGCUCGAGCGUGGUAUCAAAAAGCUAGCAAAGACCACAGCUUUGCAGCGUUGCGUAGCGCGCUUCAAUUUGUUCAAACUGCCAAAGAGCAUCAUCAGAACGAUGGAGCAAUCGCGUUCAAUUUAGCCCUUGUACAGCAAAAAGGAUUAGAGUUGUUGGUUGACUUGCCUCCUUCCAAGCGGACGCUUACGGACAUCAAAACAGCCAUAGCUGAUGCUCAAUCUGCACAAGAAGCGUUUGGUGAAUUGGCUUCAAAGCCUGCGGGGACGGUGCCAUUUGAUAUUGACAUUGCGCAUCAAAGAAAACGAUAUGGAGAGAGCCUUUUGCGGAGGACGAGCGAAUUAUCUGAAUCUCAAGAAGCUUACGAAUCAUCAGAGAUUGCGAAAGUUGAAAGAGCUCGGCAAGAGAGAGAAAAUGAACGGCAAAAGUUGGCUGAGGCAGAGCGAUUGCGACUUCAAGAGAUAGCGGCAAAGAAUGAGGAAUUGACACGCAAGCGACAGGAGAUGCAAGAGUCCAUUGCGACUUGGUACACGAAACAAUCAAACUCCGAUAACGAAAGCGAGGAUGGAACCAAAAAGAAACGUAAAGGGGGAGGUGGAAAACGGAAAAGUACGAAAGAAACUGGGAUUACCAUCGUUCCUGAUGAUGAGGUUGAUGAGGGCUCUGAGCAGGAAGAAAAGAAGCGCAAGCGAAAACGGACCAAAAAACAAACUAAUGCCAAAGGAGAGCAAACAAACAAGCCUUCCAACCGGGCUGUUUCGACUGGCGAAGAUGAGAAUUAUGAUUCAGAGGAUGUAAAACCAGUUAGCAGAAGCUCCAAAAAGAAGUCCAAUAAAACCUUUAAAAGCGCAGAGUUUGUUGAGGAUGAUAGUGACUAA